AUGAACACAUGCCCAUCCUGGUGCUCUCUGGCCGAUUUCCUGGCUGGAUAUCGGCCAGGAACUCUACAAUUCAUGCGUACUAGCUUAGGACGGCCCCUUGAAGCCGCUGUGUCGCAAAUCAGCGCAACGGCCGACACGCAUUCCAGCGGUAGGAACACGGGCCCCUUGCCCGUUUCCCAAAGGGGAUCUCACGGCAGCAACGGUAUCACUCAUCGACAGGACCCAAUACCAGCAGAUGGUCAAUCCAAGGGCCUGUCCCGGCAAUUUAACUUGUCCCAGCUUGCCUUCAUCAAGCUGCCAGUCGUAUUUGACACCCACGAUCUGGACCAGGUGAUUUGUUGUCCACCGGUCACUCGGGUUGCGCUUGAAGUGGUGUGGCAGGUAAAACUGUAA
Molecule: messenger RNA, 393 nt
Organism: Volvox carteri f. nagariensis
Lineage: Eukaryota; Viridiplantae; Chlorophyta; Chlorophyceae; Chlamydomonadales; Volvocaceae
Exons: 3
Coding region: 1-393 (130 amino acids)
Source: RefSeq, a predicted model, not a curated record